Molecule: messenger RNA, 866 nt
Organism: Ectocarpus sp. CCAP 1310/34
Lineage: Eukaryota; Phaeophyceae; Ectocarpales; Ectocarpaceae
Source: the annotation of a GenBank genome assembly
GGGGAGAAGGGAGGGGAGAGGAGAGCGAAGCCUGUUGCACAAGCAGCGUACAUGUUCACCACCGAGAACUUACUAUGGACACCAGAAAAGGAGAGCUGAAGGCCCAGCUACUGGCCUACUUCUCUCCGGUUGUGAAAUUUGAUGCGGGUGAAAAGCACUACCCUGUGUCCGUCGAGACGUUCAUUUCCUCGUCGCUACUGCUAAGGAGACCGAAGACACCCGGGGGUAUUGAACAGACUAUGGAACAGAUUAAUCUAGACGAUGAGGAGGAAGAGGAGGAGGAGGAGGAGGAGGAGGAGGAGGAGGAUGCUAGUUCCAACACAGCAGAUGGCGAUGGUGGGUCCGCUGCUCACGAUCAGCACCAACAAGAGAGAAUGCACCAGGCUUGCGGAGAAUGCGGUCAGAGGCAAGGCUGGCGUUUCCCUUCGAAGGGAGGAUGGGUGCUAGUGGCCCUACCGUUGGGUGCCCAGAGCUGGAGUACUGCAACAUUGCUGGAAGCGCAACUACGAGACAAGGGUCUCAAUGAGUUCAGGUUAGAGCCGCACUCCUGCGUGUGGGGAGGCCAGGAGAGAGAUUUGUCGAAGGUGCCGUGCUACGCGUUUGCCGACCCACUCGAUCCGUCCGCAGUCGCACCGUUCAUCAGGAGAGCUGGGGUGGGACCCGUGUACGAGUUGAAAUACGCCUUCCUCUAUGGCUACAACGGGACGACGUUCGCCAUUCCGGGCACUUCCGUCGGGGUACACACCGGGGACCUGGAGCACGUUACCAUCCGCGUGGACGCGAGGAGAAUGAUGUGGAUAUCGACGCCCGGCCUGAAGUCAAGAUGGCGACUCGUGUUCAUCAACAGGAGGACCAUGAGGGGCUGA